This is a messenger RNA of Sesamum indicum (sesame), 426 nucleotides long. Its product is annotated as pectinesterase inhibitor-like. Gene Ontology annotation, molecular function: enzyme inhibitor activity. NCBI's taxonomy places the organism in Eukaryota, Viridiplantae, Streptophyta, Magnoliopsida, Lamiales, Pedaliaceae. The record is from RefSeq and is a predicted model, not a curated record.
AUGAGUUCUUCCCUCUUUCUUCUUGUCUCUAUCUCAGUAGCACUCCUAUGGAGCUACCCGGUUUUUGUUGAGUCGGAUCUUCGAGCUGACGCUCAAGCCAAAAUUCAGGAAGCCGUAGCAGCGACUCAAGCCGUUAUCCAGGUGGUUAAAUCAGUGGAAACCGGCGGCAACAAACAAAUAGUGGAGACAUGCAUUGAGGUCAGCAGCGACGCCAUUGACAACUUAAACGAUGUCAAGUCACUACUGCCCAAGGCUCGCGACCCGCGUAGCCUUGAGACUGUGAGAGUCAGAGCGACGGCGGCGUUUACGGACGUCGGCACUUGUGAUGAUGAGUUUGGCGAUCGCGAGCCGGCGCAGGUGGCAGCAGCCACCAAGAAAGCUCAAGAUAUAAUUAAUCAGCUUAUAAUUAUUCUUAAUAAGUUGUAA